UUGCCUUCGCCUGAACGCGCUGGCUGGAUCGGUUCGUACCCACAACUGAAAAUUUUUGCAGCAAUGACUCAGACAGUUCAGACCAAUGGGGUCCAACCCCUCAGUAAGACCUGGGAACUGAGUCUGUAUGAGCUACAGAGAACUCCACAGGAAGCAAUAACAGAUGGACUGGAGAUAGCAGUGUCGCCCAGGUCCUUGCACAGCGAACUAAUGUGUCCUAUCUGUCUGGACAUGCUGAAGAACACAAUGACAACUAAAGAAUGUCUGCACCGCUUCUGCGCUGAUUGUAUCAUCACAGCUUUGAGAUCUGGUAAUAAAGAGUGUCCCACCUGUCGUAAGAAGCUGGUGUCUAAGAGGUCGCUGCGCCCAGACCCGAACUUUGAUGCCCUGAUUAGUAAGAUUUAUCCCAGCCGUGACGAGUACGAAGCCCACCAGGAGAGAGUGUUGGCCCGCAUCAGCAAACACAACAACCAGCAAGCCCUGUCCCACAGCAUAGAGGAGGGGCUGAAGAUACAGGCUAUGACCAGACUGCAGCGUGGUAAGAGGCACACAGUGGAGAAUGGGAGCGGAGCUGAAGACAAUGGAGACUCCUCCCACUGUAGCAACGCUUCCGUCCACAGCAACCAGGAGGCAGGCCCGAGCAUCAAACGCACCAAGACAAGUGAUGACAGCGGUUUGGACAUGGAUAACGCUGCUGAGAAUGGGGGCGGGGACUCAGUGAUUGACGGUGGUGCAAGUGAAAUAGAGCUUGUGUUCAGGCCACAUCCCACCCUGAUGGAGAAGGACGACGGUCACAACAGUGUGGAGUUUGUCCCGCGCUACAUUAAGACGUCCGGUAACGCUACAGUGGAUCACCUGUCUAAAUACCUGGCCGUCCGAUUGGCUCUGGAAGAGCUGAGAAGAAACGCUGAGGCCAGUCCUGUUAAUGUGGAGGCAGCUUCAGAGAAACAGUACACCAUCUACAUACCAACUGCUGGAAACCAGUUCACUGUUCUGAAUGGUUCCUUCUCUCUGGAGCUGGUCAGCGAAAAGUACUGGAAGGUGAACAAACCCAUGGAGCUCUACUUUGCCCCUACUAAAGAACACAAGUAGACACAUGGAAACACACACACACAUACAUACACACACACACACACACACACACACACACACACACACACACACACACACACACACACACACACACACACACACACACACUCACUCACCAGUAAGAAGUAAACAGACGGACUUGGCUACACCUGCGCACACAGAAACAAGAGGAGAGGAAUGUGGGUGUCUGAAGGAGAUUAGGGGGGUUGGUGAAACCCUCAAAAGGACUCUUGUAAAAAGAAAAAACCUUGUUUUAUAUUCUCUGUAUCUUUCUGUGUCUCUUUCUAUCUUUCUCUCAGUAGAAGGUAGCAGAUCAGUACAGCAGCUAGCAGGUAAAUCACAGAUAACGGACUGUGAACAGUGAGUGUAGAUUCUCUCCAACUCAGAAAACCAGGGUCCAGUCACAGUCUGAAUUAGCAAUGUGCUGUUCUCCGAGUAAAGACAUUGUAUUAUACUGUAUUUGUCUUCAGCAAAGGCCCCUCUUCUGCCGUGUGGUCCUGGUCUGUCCCAGACGAAGGCCGACUACUUCCUGUUCCUGGAUCUCACUGUGAGACACGUCCCCCGCUGGUCGAUUAAGAGCGUUAGAGACCAAAACCACCUGUGUCAAACUUCUGAUAUUUAGGACCCACAUCUACAGAUUAACCAAUCACAAAACGACAUAAAGUAACGCUGCCUGCACAGGGCAAGGCCAUAGACACAUACACAUCGAAGCUGACACAUAUGGAAGCAAACACAGGCCAUAAAUUUAAAUGUUAUAAUCAACUGAAAACCGAAUAAUGAAAUUUAAAUCCCACUGAAUUUGAAGCGUUGAAAUAUUUGACUUUGAAAACCAUAUAUUUAAAUUUAUGUGGUUUGAAAUUCCCUCUUUCACAUUUUCAGAUUAUUUCAAGUUUUGUAAUUUUUUUCUGAAACUCAGUGUGUGGUUUGUAGCUGCUUGUCUGAAAGGAGAUUAAAUAGAUUCAGGCUCGACUGAUUGUCCUGGAUACCCUGAAUGUUUAAGUUCAGACCUUUCAUCAAUAAUUUUGAAUUUCCAGUCCAAACACUUGAUGUGUAGAAUGAGAAUAUUUUGAUCUGAAAUUGACCAAUUGAAUUUGAGCACUUUUAAUACCAAUAAUUUGUGUUUGAACAUUAGAUACAUAAAAAUUAGAUACUUGAAAUGAUCUGCUGGACAUUUGCCAGAAAUUCCACAUUCCUAGCCUUUAGAUUUCAGUUGCUUAUAAAAUUCAAAUUAUUGUGAUAUAGAUAUAUAUAUAAAGAUAUAUAGUGCUAUAGACAUUCCUGCAAAUAAACUGUAGUGUUCAAACAUACAGUUGCCUGUGUGAUGAAAGCAUGUCACACUGUGCCAGACGGGUCUAAUAUGUGCGUUCACAGUGAGGAACUUUUGACCAGCAGGGGGAAGUGCAGACACAUCCAUCACAUCUACAAUACACAGUGAUAUGAAGCUACGAAAGUUGAAGCAGGCAAAUUGGUGUUUUGUUUGUUUGUUUUCAAUAUUAUUGCAAGUGUUCUCUGAACUUUUUUUUUUUUUUUUUUUUUUUUUUUUUUUUGUUGACGUGUCUGUCGUCUUUCAAAUAAAACUAGAGAUUGGUGAAGGUUUAAACGGCUGCUGUCUACAAACUGAAUCACUCACAGGAAACGAGAGAAGCUGAUGAAUGGAGCUCUGGUGACUCUUUGACCACAUGAUAACAAUCCAGCUGCAGCAUCAGCAGGUUUGUGAGGAGUGCUGUAACAGGCUGAGGUGUAAAACCUGGACUGUGAGGAGAGUCUCGUAGCUGUUGUGUUGAUCUGUUGCCUGUAGGAACAAACUGUCUUUAUUCUCUGUGGCUGCUCGUUCUUUUAUAAAUGUCUUUUGUAACACG
This is a messenger RNA of Seriola dumerili (greater amberjack), 2951 nucleotides long. It is a transcript of the gene rnf2, whose product is annotated as ring finger protein 2. The record is from RefSeq and is a predicted model, not a curated record. NCBI's taxonomy places the organism in Eukaryota, Metazoa, Chordata, Actinopteri, Carangiformes, Carangidae. The transcript is spliced from 9 exons. Gene Ontology annotation, molecular function: ubiquitin protein ligase activity; chromatin binding. The coding region runs from base 64 to 1092 and encodes 342 amino acids. Gene Ontology annotation, cellular component: PcG protein complex; ubiquitin ligase complex.